Xyrauchen texanus (razorback sucker) is the source of this 4272-nucleotide messenger RNA. Its product is annotated as carbohydrate sulfotransferase 12-like. The transcript is spliced from 2 exons. The record is from RefSeq and is a predicted model, not a curated record. Gene Ontology annotation, cellular component: membrane. The coding region runs from base 89 to 1399 and encodes 436 amino acids. Gene Ontology annotation, biological process: carbohydrate biosynthetic process; proteoglycan biosynthetic process. Gene Ontology annotation, molecular function: sulfotransferase activity. Lineage: Eukaryota; Metazoa; Chordata; Actinopteri; Cypriniformes; Catostomidae.
GUUGGUCUGCCGAGAGAACAUGACUCCUGCGAUGAGAUGUGAUAUAUCCUGUCUGGGCUGUUGAUUGUGACAUGGAGUUGAGGUGAGAAUGGCACUUUCUCAGUCGAAAUCAGCCAAAAUGGGAAAGUCAAGGCUAUUCCGUGUGUUUAUGAUUGUGAGUGCAGUCUUCAUGAUCCUUCUUAUAAUCAUAUACUGGGAUGAUGUGGGGGGCUCUAAUUUUUACCUGCACACAACCAUAUCUGGGUCUCAUCCAUCCCACCUGCCUUCACAUGGCCGUUCGGACCCUGAAAAGAAAGCAGAUGAGAACAAAGGGAGCUCAUUUUUGACAGACAUAGAUGCAUUUGUCAACCAGUUUUUGGAAGGAACUGCAGACCCUACAGAACAGGUGAGAGGAGAACCGCCCCCCGGAGAGUCUCAAAAUCAGUCCUCUGAGAAAUCUGAGGAAAAAUUUGUUCCACGACGAGAGUGGAAAAUCCAUCUCACUCCAAUUGAUCCAGAGAAAAAACAGAGGCAGGAGAGUCGAAAGCAGCUGAUACAAGAUGCAUGCAGCUACAAAAGUCUCUUUGACUUCCCUGGAAAGAACAGGACUUUCGAUGACAUACCCAAUAAGGAACUGGAUCACCUCAUUGUGGAUGACAGGCAUGGGAUUAUUUACUGUUACAUUCCGAAGGUGGCCUGCACAAACUGGAAGCGCAUUAUGAUUGUGCUGAGUGAGAGCAUGUUAUUAGAUGGCGUGCCCUACCAAGACCCUCUAGAUGUUCCUCAGGAGCUCAUCCACAACAGUAGCCUGCACUUCACCUUCAACAAGUUCUGGAAGCGCUAUGGAAAGUUCUCACGGCACCUCAUGAAGAUCAAGCUUAAAAAAUACACCAAGUUCUUGUUUGUCCGGGAUCCUUUUGUAAGGCUGAUCUCUGCGUAUCGCAACAAGUUUGAACAAGAGAAUGAGGACUUCUACAAGAGUUUCGCAGUAGUCAUGCUAAAAAAAUACAGUAAUUACUACAAUCCACCAGCUUCGGUGGUGGACGCUUUUGCAGCUGGGAUUCGACCAUCUUUCUCAAAUUUUGUUCAGUAUUUAUUGGAUCCCAGCACUGAGAAAGAGAUGCCUUUUAACGAGCACUGGAGACAGAUGUACCGCCUGUGCCAUCCUUGCCAGAUAAAUUAUGAUUUUGUGGGAAAAUUGGAGACUUUGGAUGAGGACGCUGAGCAUUUGUUGCGGAUUCUUCGAGUCGACAAUGUCGUUGAGUUUCCGCAAAGUCACCGAAAUCGAACGGUUAGCAGUUGGGAGCAGGACUGGUUUGCCAGCAUACCACUGGAAUCUAGAAAAGAGCUGUACAGGCUCUAUGAAGCUGACUUUAAACUGUUUGGAUAUUCCAAACCAGACCAGCUGUUACAUGAGUAAUGCAUUUAUGAUGAACAACUACUUCACUGGGAUGCUGAAAAGCUUUGACAGUACAAGAAGAGGAAGAGGAAAAUAGAAGUUUCUCCUGCCUGGUUCUUAAUGUUCAAAUGAUAAGAGUCUUGUGGGCAUUGAAAGUGGUUUAUACUGUAGCGAACAUACAUCCCUUGUAUGCAACUAAUUUACCCAGUCCAUUUACCAGUAUUUCCCUAAAUGUUACUAUUAUUUAUAAUGGCAUUUUGAUGAUCAUUGUAAUCAAUGCACACUUUUUUUUUUAUUUAGAUACUGAACAUUUAAAAAAAAAAAAAAAAAAAUGUAACUCAAUAUUUUAAUUAUAAGAAAGGAUGUAUGUGUAUGUGGAAAUCCCACCAAGUUUAGUCAUUUAUUUAUUAUUAUUUUUUAAUUAACAAAGAACCACCAAACUAAAAUAUCAAAAAUGUAUUUAGGCAGUGCACAGAUUAUUUUAGAAUAUUUUUGUACAAUUUUUCAAUUAAAUGUGAAAAGUCAAGGCACUUUUGUCUUAAAAGCUAAAUAAGAUUUUGAAAUGCAAGCUAAAGUUUUUUUUUUUUUCUUCAGCAUAAAGGGAUCUUUGCUCAGUUACAUCAGUUUAUUUUCUUUAAAGGAAUAUUCCAAGUUCAAAACAAGUUCAGCUCAAUCGACAGCAUUUGUGGCAUAAUGUUGAUUACCACAAAAAUGUAUAUCAACUCUUUAAAAAAGAAAGCCCUAGUGGAAAACCAGCUUAAGGUGGUAGCUGUGUUUUGGAACAUGAUAGCUGGUUUAAGCUGGUCAUAAACUGGUUGACCUGCUACCAUCUUCUAAAAACCAGCUAGAGCUGGUAUGACCAACUGGUAGCUGGUCCAAGCUGGUCUCUCAGCUCAUGGCCAGCUUGGACCAGCUCAUGCCAGUUUAUGAUCAGCUUAAACCAGCUAUCAUGUUCCAAAACACAACUAAGGAAAACAGGAGGCGGCACUUACAAUGAAAGUGAAUGUGGGCCAAUCUGCAAAUGUUAAAAUACUUACUGUUUCAAAAGUAUAGUCAAAAGAUGUAAACCGAAUGUGUGUUAACAUUUUUUUGUGCGAUACAGUCGCUUCCUAACUUUUACUAUUUUGUGGCAAGUUAUAGCCAAUUUUACUAUGUUGUUGCCAUGACGAUUUAGUCAACAAAUGACAGUAAAAAUGACACAUUUUAUAACUUUACAGCUUAAAUAACAAGUUUUAACAGAAGAAUUAAUGAAACUGCUUUUAUAACAUCAUAAGCUUAGUAUUUCUGCUUAAACCCUCCAAAAAUUGGCCCCAUUCACUUCCACUGAAAGUGCCUCACUGCAGCUCACUGUUUAGCUUUUUUUAAAGAAAGAGUAACGAGUUGAAUUACUCGAAUUACUCAUUCAAUUACUUGAAUGUCGAUUGACCUUAACUUGUAUUGAACCCAUGAAUUUUCCCAGAAUUGUGUAUUUUUAAUGUCUCUCUGGAUUUUUUUAUUUGUAUUUUUUAAACAUGAAAUUAUUUGAAACCUAAUUUUGUUUUAGUUCACAGUACUUCACAAAAAUGCCAGUGUUCUGCAAUGAAGCACAUCUUUACCACUGUAUUUGUGUUACUGGAACAAAAUGAAAUUCUUUUGCUGAUGAGCAGCAAGAUAAGUACCUGACAGCAAAAAGUAAUUUCUUUGAAACCGAGAGAAUAUCACAGGAAGAUUGUGGCCUGUUCUUGUCAAGGGUAUGUUUUCUUUCAUCAUUUUGAUCUUUUAGUGUGUAGCAGGGACUGGAUGAUCCCUCUGAUCUGCAGCAUGCUAUAGAUGUUAGUAUGUGUGCCUUGCAGUCCUUUUCAUAAAUAUGCAUCACUCCAAGAGUACUGUAGCAAACACAACUCCACAUUUAUUUUUCUCGGUAGGCUUAGAGUGCAAAACAAAAGCUUUGUUUGCAUACUAUUUGAAAUAUAAUUGCAGGCAUAAAGUAUUUAUUUGGUGUAAUGCUUUAAAAAGUUUAAGCACAAUUGUCAGUAUUGUUUAUAGUUCCUCCUCUAGUCACAAGUUGAACUUGGGCAUGUGGGAAAGCGUAAUUUAUUGAUUUAUAAGUAUUAACUCCUUUGCCAAGAAGGAAUUUCUUUUAAUUCCCAUCUUGUUUUUGUGCUGCACUUUGAUCACAUGUAUUAAACAGAUAUUUAGGAUGGAGAGAUGAAGUGUUUUUGUAUUUGGAUCUAGAUUGUAGAUGGUAAAAUGAACUGUGGAGCACAAGUGUAGCAUGAUUGAUCUGAAAUGAUGGGCCAGAGGGAACAAGAUGCCCCAGUUUAGCGAGCUCUCAGGGGAAGCCAGGAUUCUGGAAUCAACGGACGGUUGGGCCCAUUUGGUAGCAGUGCCUUUUGACAAAAGUUUACCACAAAAAAAAUUAAAUCAUAAUAAUUAUUGCAUUUUUGGCUGCAACUCUGGGUGGGCUAUUGAGAAUUGUAAAAUCAGUUCCAGCGUUUCUCUGAAACCACAAGUUCUGUUACAGAGGGAAAAAAAGAAAGAAAAUGUGCAGUAUGUUGCCUGUUGAUUUAUGUUGCGAAAUGUGGACCUGGGUUUUGUUCACAUUUGGUGCCACAUUGUACAAAGAAAGGUGUUAUAAUGUUUAGUGAUUGUCUUGAUGUCAACAUUAAAACCUUUUUACUUGGACUUUUCAGUCAUAGGAAUUUCUUAGUUGCAUGAAAUAUUUUUCAGGAAAACAUGUAAAAAGCAAAAGGGAAACAUUUGUUAUAUUUAAUCAGGUCUUAGUCUAAAAACAAAAGUGUUUAUGACAUUUUGUUUGCUUUUUUUUAUGGCAAUGUACAUAGCUCUUAUUUGAUUUAUUAUGUUAUUAUUUAAUGCUUCUGUUUUAAAAGAAAAAGUUAAAUAAAGUUCUAUGC